CUGUGGUUAGUGGCUCGGCCGCAGCAGACUCAGCUAGGGACACUCCUGGGUCGCUGCAGUAUGCCUGAUGAUGACAAAAGCAACGCGGGAGUUGGGCUCAUCUUCCCUCCGCCAGAUAUUCGUGGUGUGAUCGACAAGACCGCACAAUUCGUGGCCAAAUGUGGUGAAGGCUUUGAGCAGCGAGUGCUUCGUGAGCAGAACCAUACCAAGUUCGCCUUCUUGUUGCCCAACAAUCCCUACAGGCCUUACUACGAACACAAAGUCAAAGAGUUCAAAACUGGUGUUGUUGAGGACACAAAGCCCGAAGUUCCUCAAGCAAUCAUAGACCAGAAGGCAAAAGAGGAUGCCAAGAGGCUGAAGAAGGAACAACUUAAGGCAUUGACGAUGGGAGAGAAGAGGAAGAAACAAGUCAAGCCACCACCACCGGACCAGUAUGUGGUGAACCAUCCCUACAUUGCACCGAUGGACACGGACAUCAUCAAGCUGACAGCGCAAUUCGUCGCUCGCAAUGGCCAGAAAUUCCUGAUCGGAUUGACGCAGCGUGAAAGUCGAAAUCCUCAGUUCGACUUCCUGAAGCCGACUCACGCUCUCUUCGGCUACUUCACCUCCUUGGUGGACGCUUACACGAAGUGCCUCAUGCCCAACAAGGAUGAGGUGGAAAAGCUGAAGAAAUGCACUGGCAACCCUCAGGAGGUAGUUGACAAGGCCAUGGCACGAUUUGCUUGGGACGAGCAGGAGGAAGCCACCCGCGUGAGCCGCGAGGAGGAAGUGAAAGAGGAGAAGGAGCAGAUGGCGCAGAUUGAUUGGCAUGAUUUUGUCGUUGUGGAGACGAUUGAGUUUACUGCAGAGGAUGAAAACUUGCAGCUUGCCGCGCCAAUCGAUCCCUCGACCCAUGCUCCGAAGGGAGCACCGGCACCUCUGGAGCAAGCAGGCACUAUGUUCGCAGAGGCCAGGAUUGAAAAGCCGGUAAAGGGCGUGGAGGAGGAAAUCAGGGAAGAGCCGGCCAUUGAUCUAGAGAAGGAGGAAAGGGAAAGACGAGAAAGAGAAAUGGCAGAGCAGCGAGAACGGGAACUUGAGCGGGAAAGAGAAGAGCAGCGCGAGAAGGAGGAAAGGGAAAGGCAGCAGAGGGAAGAGGAAGAGAUGGUCCCGGAGGAAGAGCCCAUUGACCUGGAGCCGGAGAUCCCCCUCCCUAUGCAGGAGCCGGAGAUGAAAGUCCGGAAGGACUAUGUUCGACAGAAGAAGGGCAGUGCACAGCGGCUGAUGCAGCGCUGCCCGAUCACAGGCCAGCUGAUUGCUGCCGAGGAGAUGUCCAACCACUUGAAGGUGCUGUUGCUAGAUCCCAAGUGGAAGCACCAGAAGGAUGCCCUGGUGGAGCGAGCCAGGAAAGAGUCUGCAUUCGCAGAUGACGUGGAGGCAAACUUGGCAAGCUUCGUGGCCAAAAGGCCCGACUUGUUCGGUACGGUCGAGGAGGAGAUUCGAGAAGCAGCAGAGGCAGGUGCCGAGGCCGCAGCACGAGAUGCUGGUGCAGAUGCCGGUCCAGCGCACACAAUGGUGCCGCCAACGGCGUAUGACGCAGGAACAGCAACAAAGGCUCUGCCUUCAGGAAAGCCCGGGGCAGCAGGUUCAAAUGCGCUGCCGGCUCCUUCGAUGCCGGCUCUUGCCGGACAGCAAGGCCCUAUUGCAGGUGUGUCUACGAUCAACGCUAGGUUACCUCAAGCAUCUCUGGUAAACCAGCAACAGAUGCCGGGUGGUGCACCUCCUGGCAUCCGUCCGCCAGGAAUGGCCGGAGGCCCGAUGGCUUUAGCGGACGAUGACGAGGACGACGAGCCAACGGCGAAGAAGCCCCGCCUAGACGACGGAAGCCUCCAAGCCGAGGAAUCGUGGGUGGCGAAACAUCCUGUACCCAUAGCUGUGAUCGUCCAGGUGAACCUGGGAGCCGACGCGCUGGCUGCGGGCAUCCAGCCUGCCAUCCCCAUCGAAGUGUCUGUGCGCAACAAAGUGCAGGAGCUCAAGGGAAUGCUGGUUCCCAAGGUAGCAGCUGCCGGACUGAGUGCAGCCGACAUGAAGCUCAAGGUUCAGAACACAGGCUACAUCCUGAAAAAUGCCAAUUCAUUGGCCUUCUACAACAUCGCACCGGGCAACAUUAUCGAGCUGUCCAGAAAAACCCGUGGAGGAAAGUGA
Messenger RNA from Symbiodinium sp. CCMP2456, 2181 nucleotides. The record is from the annotation of a GenBank genome assembly. Lineage: Eukaryota; Dinophyceae; Suessiales; Symbiodiniaceae.